AUGGACGGCUUCCUCAGGCUGCAGGAGUCGCAUUACGCCUCCCAGGCCAACCCGCUGUGCGACACCGCCCUCAAACAGACGCUCGAGCGCCUGGCCGGCCGAUUCCCGCUGGGCGCCAGGGCAAGGGAUGCCGGCGAUGGGGUCGAUCGGCCAGAGCCGCUGGUGGCCAGGCUGCGGGCGCAGCAGCAGGCACUGGCAAGGCUGGGCAGGAACCUGCCGGUGGGGCAUCGGCUGAUGCGGCGGGUGGCGCGCGGGAGGGAGGUGGACGCGAGGGAAGUGCGCAAGCUGCUUGCCAACGCUGGCGCUGCCAAUGAAUGCACUGGGGUUCUUGAGGCCCGGAAGCUGCAUCACGUAUCCGCCCAUGCCAGGAUGCAGGCCAGGAGGGACGAGGUGGCCACCAUACCAAACGGCGUUCCAGAUGGGGUCAAACUUCACCUGCUGAUCCAGCAAAAGAAGCUCAAACUAUCAGCAUUGCAGCAGAAACUGCGCAAGCAGAUUGCUUCAGAAGCGUGGUUGGACAGGGAAUGCAGGGCGGAUGCAUUGCUGGAGUGGGGACGAUAUCGGAGAGCCAUGCCUGACUCACUACCCAGGAUGGAUGCACCUGCAUAUAGGUUUCCCCCACGAAAGCCUGUGCCACAGCCAUGCAGGCCAGAUGUUCUUAGUAGGGAGACUGACAGGUUGAAACGCCUGGAUGAUGACUACCGUCGGAGCCUGAUUUACCAACAAGUGAAUCGAGUGCGACUUCAGCAGGCCAAGAAGUUGAUCGAAACGGAAAAACGGCAAAGGGAAGAUGAGGAACGGAUCUUCAGGCUUGAGCAGGAGAUGAAAAAUCGUGCUAUACAGCAGAGGAAGGCAUUCAACCAGGAGGUGCUUGCUGGAGGGCGAGAACUAAGAACAGCAGUUGCGAAUGCUGCCAGAAAACGUCUCCAAAGGAACCAGGCAGUGAAGCAAUGGCACAACAAGGAGCUGAAACAAGUUUCACGGUUGGCUGCCGCCCGCCUGAAGGCCUUGAAGGAUAACGACUAUGAAACGUAUCUGAAACUGGCGCAGAGCACCAAGCAAAGACGCCUGCAGGAGCUCAUGAAGAAAACAGAUGACAUCGCUGUUGAGCUAGGGCUGAAGGUUCACGAUCAAAGAAAAGUCAUCGAGGGUGCAGACGAAACUGACCCUGAUGGGAGAUUGGAUGCAGAGAAUUUUGCUAAUUCUAUGAUCACUAAGGAGAAAUCUGGAAGGUUUUUGCAAGGGCAUUUACAAUACUACAGUGUGGUCCAUCAAGUCAAGCCCAACGUGAGGGAGCAACCGUCGAACAUGACUGGGGGCUCGAUAAGGUCGUACCAGCUCGAUGGACUCCGCUUCCUUGUUUCUCUGUACAGCAACAAGAUGAACGGGAUCCUUGCGGAUGAGAUGGGCCUUGGAAAGACAAUCCAAGCCAUUGCCUUGCUUGCUUUCUUAAUGGAGAAUGGGGACAGCAAGGGACCACAUUUGGUAGUAGCCCCAAAGGCUGUGCUGCUAAAUUGGGUGCGGGAGUUUGAGAAAUGGACACCAUCCAUAAAUGUCAUAAUGUAUGAUGGGGCGCCUGAAGAGCGGAAGCUGAUGAGGGCAGACAUAGUGAAGGGUUCCUUCAAUGUUCUGGUGACACAUUAUGACAUCGUCAUCAGGGACAAAAAUGUCUUCAAAAAGACUCAAUGGGAGUACCUAAUUGUGGAUGAGGGUCAUCGCCUGAAGAACCACGAAAGCAAACUCUUUGAGAUUCUUCGAGAGAAUCGUUCGAAGUAUCGACUACUGCUCACUGGAACACCUAUUCAAAACUCCCUGAAUGAGCUGUGGUCCCUUCUGAAUUUCUUGUUGCCAAAGGUCUUCAAUUCUUCUGACACAUUUGAUGACUGGUUUGCCGCUCCAUUCAAGGGUCCAGGGGAAGAUGUGUCCUCUCAGCUUUUGGAAGAAGAGCAGCUGCUGGUCAUCAACAGCCUUCACCUGGCCAUUUGUCCCUUCCUGCUUCGGCGAACGAAGAGUGAGGUUGAGAAAGAGCUGCCAAACAAGACGGAGCAGAUUAUCAAAUGCGACAUGUCUGCUUGGCAGAAAGCAUUCUACAAGUCCAUCUCAGAGGAGGCCACUGUGAAGAGGGAUGGAAAGAUACAGCAUUUGAAUAACACGUCAAUGCACUUGAGGAAGGCAUGCAUCCACCCAUACCUCUUUCUGGAACACCAUAUGUACCAACCAAAUGAUCCAGAGGAGGUCAUCCGUGCAUCGGGGAAACUGGAGCUUUUGGACAGGAUAUUGCCAAAGCUUGAGGCGACAGGGCACAGAGUGCUCCUGUUCUCUCAGAUGGUCAAGGCUCUGAACCUCAUUGAGGAGUUUUUAACGUACAGGAACUACAAGUAUUUGCGGCUUGAUGGUGCCACAAAGACUGACGACCGCACGCAGCUGCUUGAUGCCUUCAACGAGGAGAACUCCCCUUACUUUGUAUUCGUGCUCUCCACUCGUGCGGGUGGACUAGGGCUAAACCUCCAAACGGCAGACACAGUGAUCAUGUUCGACAGUGACUGGAACCCUGCGAUGGACCUCCAAGCCGAAGACCGUGCACAUCGGAUAGGCCAAAAACGUGAAGUACUGGUUCUCAUUCUUGUCAGUGCCGGCACCAUCGAGGAGGUGAUCCUGGACAGGGCCAGCCAGAAGAGGAGCAUUGAUGCCAAGGUCAUCACGGCUGGGAAGUUCAAUGAGCAAAGCACGCACAUGGACAGGCAGAAGGCCUUGAAGGAGGUGCUGACUCAAGGUAUUGACGUGAUCGGUGGCCACGUACACACACCUCGGGAAAUCAACGAGCUCAUCAGCCGCAACAAGGAAGAGAUUGUUCUCUUUGAAGAAAUGGAUGAGGAGUACUUGAGGAACCAUGGCCCGCGGCGUGGCCUUCUCACCGAGGAGGAAAUUCCAAGUGGUGUGCUUGAGGACAACGAACCAAAGGAGGAUGCGGAGAGCCCACCGGAUGGUGGGGAGAAGCAAGGAAGGAGGACACGGCGAAAGCGGGCUGUCUCCUAUAUGGAGGACCCCUUGGAUUCAGAGCUGAGCUUGACAGAGGGCGAAGCUCCUCAGCCGCCGCCGCGGCGAAAAAGACGCAAGGUUUCUGAUCCUCCCCUUGACCAAGAUGUGGAUGCCAAGGAACAAUCGGACCAGCCGGAAGCGUCCGGAAGGAGGCGGAGCGAGGACGGUGAGCCUGGCAGUGGCACAGGGGGCCGGAGGGGGAGAAAGAAGAGGACAAGGAGGAAAGGCGCGCAGACAGAACAUGAGGGCCCGGCAGAGGAAGGGGAACAGCCUGAGAAGCGGAGAACACGUCUUCAGAAAAGAUCGUCAAAGAGGCGGAGAUGA
Molecule: messenger RNA, 3363 nt
Organism: Ostreobium quekettii
Lineage: Eukaryota; Viridiplantae; Chlorophyta; Ulvophyceae; Bryopsidales; Ostreobiaceae
Source: the annotation of a GenBank genome assembly